GGGAAAUAAAGGCGUAGUACGUCGAGAAAUUGUCAGGCCAGCGGGCUAGCUAGCUAGGCACCCAUGGCUUCCGCUCAGAUGCUCCACACUCUCCAGUGCUUAAUUGAUCAGAAGAGCCUCAUCCUCUCCAAUGGAUCUCUUAAUUCGAGGUCCCAUCUCCUCCCCUUCUCAAACACCGGCAGCCCCUGCCAGCGCAGGCGAAUCGACAGGCUAUCGCCGCCAAGGGCCUCCCUCAAAUUCGACCUCUCGCAGCUAAUGGGCGGCAGAGGCCUUUGCAACGGAGAGGCAGGACUCGAGCGAGAGCUCACUCAAGAGAGAAAAAGCGAGGAGGAGGAUGCUACCACCCACGCUUUCGAACCAGAAAAGGAAGAAGCAGGGGACAAGAAAGAAACGCGCAUUCUGUCUUCCUUUGGUCUUAAGGAAGACGCUUUCGAGAAGGAGCUGCUUGGAUUCACCGGAGGUUUCCCAGGUGGGGAGAAGGGUUUGAAGCAGUUCAUUGAGAAGAACCCGCCUCCACGAAAGGAAGCCGGUUCUGGUAAGGGGAUUCCCGGAGCGAGACCAAAGGCGCCGGAGUUGCCCAUUUUGAUGCCCGGAAUGAUCGUCAUUGUGACGAACAAGGAUAACCCGUUUUACAUGUAUAGUGGGAUAGUCCAGAGAAUCACCGAUGGGAAGGCAGGCGUGUUGUUUGAAGGCGGUAACUGGGAUCGACUCAUCACUUUCGAGUUGGGAGAGCUCGAGCGUAGGGAGAAGGGCCCUCCAAUGGUUAACCCCAAGUCCGCUGUUCUUGAAACAAUGGCGGAACAAUGAUCUGCGUUUUCGUGGUAUGCCUUAGUUUUCGUUUUCUUGGUCCAGUGUUGCUUGCCAUAUGCGGCGAUGCUCUUGUCUUGUUGGAUAUAGGUGAACUUGUUUCUUUUUAUGUUCAAACGGUUAGCAGAAGGAUUGCAAUCAAAUUGUACAUCUUGUGCUUUCUUCUAUUGUAUAAUUAUCUGUAUUGGGUUGUAAAAUUGAAGAUUCGCCUGUUUCCUAUC
Molecule: messenger RNA, 1028 nt
Organism: Nymphaea colorata (pocket water lily)
Lineage: Eukaryota; Viridiplantae; Streptophyta; Magnoliopsida; Nymphaeales; Nymphaeaceae
Product: NAD(P)H-quinone oxidoreductase subunit S, chloroplastic
Exons: 1
Coding region: 64-807 (247 amino acids)
Biological process (GO): photosynthetic electron transport chain
Source: RefSeq, a predicted model, not a curated record